Molecule: messenger RNA, 682 nt
Organism: Oncorhynchus masou masou (cherry salmon)
Lineage: Eukaryota; Metazoa; Chordata; Actinopteri; Salmoniformes; Salmonidae
Product: intermembrane lipid transfer protein VPS13B-like
Exons: 4
Source: RefSeq, a predicted model, not a curated record
GAGGGGUCUGGUCUUACAGUGGGCCGCUGUGGAGGGGUUGUCCUGUCUUGUACUUGAUAAGCUGAACGGAUGUACGGUGUUGGUUCGCCCCGUCAGCAAACAGGACUCCUUCUGUCACCUCUCUGGCUUCCUUCCGCCCACAGCAGCCAAGGUCCUGGAGGUUUCCUCCCACCAGCAGCACGGAUUCCUGUCCAUCACAUACACCCAGGCGGUCACCAGAAACGUCCGCCACAAGUUGACCACGCGGCUGGAACGAGAGGAUCCUCGCGGGGCCCAGCGUCUGACGGAGGGUCUGGCUGACGGGUCUCCCCACUACCUGAGAGAGAUCCUGCUGACCGCCCAACCUUUUGACCUUGUCCUCUCCUGUCCCUUCCUGGCCACCGUAGCCGGGGUGUUCCACGCCUCGCUGCCACGACGAUACCGGGACCUCGGCAAAACGGCGGGCCAGCCGAUGAGAAGUCACGCCCUGACGUCGCGCAGCCUGCCGCUGCUCUAUGUCAACACAUCGGUGAUCAGGGUGUUUUGUCCCUGGAACCCGGACGGACAGGACAGACACACAGAACCCCAGCUGAGGAGAGAGAGAGAGGACACUCUGGUACUGAAGAUAGGAUCUGUCAGCGUUGCCCCCCAGGCAGAUAACCCUCUGACCAGAACCGUGCUGCGCAAGGACAUCUACCAGUGA